UGAGCAGGAGAAUUCAUCCCAGCCAGCAGGAUUAGGUGAGGCAGAGUGACACAGGAGCAGGACCUCACAGUCGGCGCCUCUCUCCAUGGACUGAGCAGAGCUCUGAGUGAGUAUCUGCAGGCACAGCGGGGAGCCUGGCUCUCCGUGACUUCCCAUUUUUACUCCAUCUCAGUGUGAACGGUCAGGAGGCAGCGGCAGCCACCACCAGGGGCAGCUUCACGCUCAGACACUAUGGGGACGGUGAGCGAACUCUGCGUGUCCAGCCUUCAGACGUUCCUGUGUCCAGCUGUGAAGCCGUCCCAGGAUGCUCCAGUGCCGGACGACCUCACCCCAGAGGAGCAGCAGGAGCUGGAGAACAUCCGCCGGCGCAAGCAGGAGCUGCUGGAGGACAUUCAGCGGCUGAAGGAUGAGAUAGCAGAAGUGACAAGUGAGAUCGAAAACCUGGGUUCCACUGAGGAGAGGAAAAAUAUGCAGAGGAAUAAACAGGUGGCCAUGGGCCGAAAGAAAUUCAACAUGGACCCCAAAAAGGGGAUCCAGUUCCUCAUCGAAAAUGACUUGCUGAAGAAUACCAGUGAUGACAUUGCUCAGUUCCUCUACAAGGGCGAGGGCCUCAACAAAACAGCCAUUGGAGAUUAUCUCGGAGAGAGAGAUGAUUUCAAUAUCCAAGUCCUCCACGCCUUUGUGGAGCUUCAUGAGUUCACAGACCUCAACCUGGUUCAGGCCCUCAGACAGUUCCUGUGGAGUUUUCGACUACCGGGAGAAGCUCAGAAGAUUGACCGCAUGAUGGAGGCCUUCGCUCAGCGCUACUGUCAAUGCAACCCUGGCGUUUUCCAGUCCACAGACACCUGUUACAUCCUGUCAUUUGCCAUCAUCAUGCUAAACACCAGCCUCCACAACCCGAAUGUGAAGGACAAGCCUACAGUGGAGCGAUUCAUCUCCAUGAACAGAGGGAUCAAUGAUGGAGGAGACUUACCUGAAGACCUUCUCAGGAACCUGUAUGAGAGCAUCAAGAACGAGCCUUUCAAAAUUCCGGAGGAUGACGGCAACGACCUCACACACACUUUCUUCAACCCAGACAGAGAGGGCUGGCUGCUAAAACUGGGGGGACGAGUCAAAACCUGGAAGAGGAGGUGGUUCAUCCUCACAGACAACUGUCUGUACUACUUUGAGUACACCACAGACAAAGAACCAAGAGGAAUCAUUCCACUGGAGAACCUGAGCAUCAAGGAGGUGGAGGACAAGAAGCCUAACUGUUUUGAGCUUUUCAUUCCUGACAACAAGGACCAGGUGAUAAAAGCAUGCAAGACUGAGGCUGACGGACGUGUCGUGGAGGGCAACCACACCUUCUACCGUAUCUCUGCCCCCACUGCAGAGGAAAAAGAGGAAUGGAUGAACAGCAUCAAAGCCGCCAUCAGCAGAGACCCCUUUUACGAGAUGCUGGCUGCCAGGAAGAAGAAGGUGUCGUCCAUGAAGAGGCACUGAAGCUGCUCAGCACUCCCAACGUUGCACUUGACAGCAGGGGGGGUCUGGGGGUGUCUGCUCGCCCUGUCUGGGCCAGUGCAGAGGCCACGGUUGAGGUCUGCCUCAGACCUCUCCAGGGGAUUUCUCUAGGCUACAUACUAGCUCUGGCUUUGGGACUCUGCAGGCCAGGAAAACAGGAAGCAUGCUGGGGUUUCUAGAUAAGAGUCGGGGCCAAAGCCUCCUCUAACCUGCUGUCUGAAUGUGUCUCUCUCUCUCUCAGCUUUGUAUGUGCUCUCGGUCUAUGAGGCCGAACAGGAAUCCUGCUGUGAAAUCCCCUUUGAAGAUGCUUUAAGUAAACACAGUUCCCACAUACGUUGCACACAUCGACAACAUGCAUACACUCAUGCUGCCCCCGAAGCACACAUCGUCUAAACUCAGCAGGUCUGACCGAGUGUGGCGCCCCAACCAAAACUUUCAGAAGGAAGACUUAGAGCUUCUCUGAUGUGCUUUAAUGUUACGGUAAUACGUGUCUAUUUUUAGAGCUUUUUCUGGCAGUUCCUUUUUUUCUUUUGUUUGCUUUUAUAAAAAUAAAACGGUCUUGCAACUUAAACUGCAGGGAAGGGUGGGUGUGGGAGGGAGGGUUUAACUUGCCAACUGUUAGUGAUUUUAUAAAAAAAAGAAAAAAAAAAUCUGUGUAUAAAAAAAGUUGCCACUCAGGAGAUUGUUACGAUGUUCUGAAACUUUCCAUGUUUCGACUGACAUGGAUUCCGGUCACAACAUGAGACAGCCACAUGAGGAAUAAAAAACCUCAUCCGUGUCCCAGACUGAACUGUUUGUUAUUUUGUAAAUGUGAAGCUACACGAGAGUGUCUGAUUGUCUGGACAGGGUCUCGGUGUUCAUUUCCUGAAGGUGCAUUCUGGGGAUUAGUGUCUUUGUAAGGACACGACCCUGGGCCCCCCUCUUAUACAUUUUUCUCUUUCUCUCACCAACACAAAACAACCUCCUACUACUGUAUCACCCAAAACGCAAUUUAAUUAUUAGUUACUUUACUGCUGCACAGUGCCUGGCGCUCUAGAUGAAAUGUGAUGAGAAAAGCUGCUGGUUAGCGACAGUAAUUCACUUUUCUGUUUCCUUGCCUUUUUAAUAUUCUUUGGAGAGGGUUACCUAUUCGAUGGUAAACAUUUUCAGCCUUCAGCCUGACCUCAUUGAUCCAUUGUACAAUACUGUGUGCUUCAGGUUGUUUAUGUAUAAGACAUAAUAUAUGACAUAUUGUUGUAGGGGAUUUAAAGUGGCACGAAUAAACAAAGCUAUGCCUGGAAAAAAAAAAAAAAGUGGGGUGUCCCCGUCUCAGGAUCCAAAGUGUGAUGUGAAACAAAUACAAAACUACUAGAAGUGUGAGGAAUGUACGGAGGCCCUGGGAGUUAAGAAAAACAUACUGGUGAAGUUUGAUCUAAUUAUUUUCUGUGUUUGAUAGACCAAUUGAGAGAAAUAUGUUGCCUUUUUCUUUGCUGACACAAUAUAAUUCCCAGCCAAGACAACAACGUGAAAAACUGAACAAUCAACAAACGUAUGUCAAAACAAUGACAUAAAUUAAGACUAUCCUGGCAACAACCCUUUUCACCUGCUCAAGUCCUAAAUACAGAAGAGAAAAUGAUUGGAUUAAACUUAGAAAUGGAUCACCAUCAUUUUUUUCUGUCUCUCAGGGCUUCUGCAGCCAUGUACUUACGGGUGAAGCAGAAAGAUGGAGGUGCAGGAUGACUGAUGGGUCAUGCUGAGGCAGUGACAUGUCAUCUUGCCAAAUAGCAAAAAACUGUGUUGUGGUGCAUCAAGCAGUUUGUUUUUUCUGCUCCAGUCGUCUCUCUUCUCUUCCUGUGUGCCUGCUGGUCGUUCUCCUCGCUUCCUGCCUGUUCCGUUUCCUCCUUCUCUUCCUCUCUGCUCACUAAUCCUAGAGAAAUAAGGAAAAAAUGCAAAACAAUCAUAAUUCUAGACAGUAUUGGUUUAUUUAUCAAAGUUGUACAUACUUAAAUGUAUAGUGGGUAUUUUGUCCUCAUUUUUGUUUCUUAUUAGUUGUGCCAUUUUCUUUUGGUAUUCUGUUUGAUGAUGUUUGAUUUGAGGUUUCUAUCAUUACCAUUUAAUCAAGCUGAAAUAAAGACAGAUUUGUCACAA
Molecule: messenger RNA, 3627 nt
Organism: Acanthopagrus latus (yellowfin seabream)
Lineage: Eukaryota; Metazoa; Chordata; Actinopteri; Spariformes; Sparidae
Gene: cyth1a
Product: cytohesin 1a
Exons: 13
Coding region: 232-1482 (416 amino acids)
Biological process (GO): regulation of ARF protein signal transduction
Molecular function (GO): guanyl-nucleotide exchange factor activity
Source: RefSeq, a predicted model, not a curated record